Talaromyces rugulosus is the source of this 1218-nucleotide messenger RNA. RefSeq lists its product as uncharacterized. Bases 1 to 1218 code for a protein of 405 amino acids. The transcript is spliced from 5 exons. The record is from RefSeq and is a predicted model, not a curated record. NCBI's taxonomy places the organism in Eukaryota, Fungi, Ascomycota, Eurotiomycetes, Eurotiales, Trichocomaceae.
AUGCUGGAGGAAUUUUUCUGGUUCUGCCUUCGUCUCACAACGGGAAAGAACGGACGCAAACUUCCAGGGAUUGGCAAGCUGAGCACCCUGGGGCAGGACUGGAAGAGCUUCCUGCGCUAUUUUAAGGGGGCCACCAAAGUACCUUUAGAUACCGAGCUCGGCCUGAAGAUGAACAAGCGUUUGCGGAAAUUGGCCAAGGAGUUCGGGCUGGAUGACCAAGAGCAGGAGAAGACCCCGAUAUUUAUUGAGGAUCUCGUGCCGCUUCAAGAGACAACCCUCCACACCCAGGAAAAGCGGUUUUGGCUCGGCCUGCAACGGAUCCAACAAUGUCUAUACAACGUCAUGGCUUGCUUCACAGUCAACCGGAUCAACGCGAUGCGGAUGCUUCAGUACAAACAUUUACAAUACUCUUUACAGCAAGAUCUCCAUGGAGGACCGCCCCGGAUUCUCCUCGAGAUUACGUACAGUUUUGCGAAGAAGUACAUGGGGGUGAUGAAUACGUUUCUAAUCCCUGAGAUUCUCUUCGAUCCAUCACUAAUACUCAGUCCGCACACGUUCCUGCUCAGCAUACUCUUUCGCAAUGACGCUUUCAAAGCCCUGAAUCUCAAAUCCAUGGAAGAUCUCCGCCAACUCUUUCUCGAGGGUGGCCGGCAGCAGUUGCCGCUCCCGUUGAAGCGGGAGAAGGCUGACUAUUAUGUCUUCUGUCGAGUGGAGGCGAAACGCGGCAAAGUCACAGUGAACACCAAACUGCCCAUCACCCCGAGUACGCUCUCAUCCCAGAUGAAAGACUUCGGGGAGAUUGCUGGGUUUUUGUGGAGUAUGUUUACGCACCGAUUCCGCUACGGUGGCGGUGCCAUCAUGAACACCAGUGGCCUCGUCAGCAACGCGCAGCAGAACCUGAUCAUGAAACACGCCAGCAUGCGAAUGUUUCUCAACCAUUACUUCCCUCGAUGCAUUGGCACCGAUAUGCAGGCUCUCAUGAGAGGUCUGGAGCCGGACUCGGAGAUGAUGCGAGCGGUAAUGUGUAUGGGACACUGGCUCGAUCCACGACAACCACAGGACUUGACUGACCAGCAAAAAGUAUCUGUUGAACAAGAGCUGGAGUUGAUAGAGCCACAGAAGGACAGCGAGCAGCUAGAUAAACUAGAACAGCUCAAGAAGGCCGUGACCAAUACCCAUAAGCAUCUCCUGUACGCUCUGCGCAUCCAUAUCUGCUAG